UCCCUUCACUUGCACCCCAGGCACAAGACAUGGACACUCACAUAUCCCACUGACAUUACCAACGGGGGAUUUUCUCAGUUUAUAUCUGUGACACCUCUGGCAUCAGAUCUGCGUGGAAAUCACUGAAUUUGUGACAGAAAAUGUCGGUUAAGCUGAGUAGCUUCAAAAAGAUUGGGGAAGAGAAUAAAUCCUUUGAAUCAGAGGACUCAGAUAACUAUAAGGAGACAGUAGAUCUGAAUCAAAAUGGAAAUGCUUCCUCAAAGAAAGAUGAGUCCAAAAAAAAGCCAGAGGACAGCAUCAGAGUUGGCUUCUUUCAGCUGUUUAGAUUUGCCACUUGCUCUGAGACCACCAUGAUGUUGUUCGGAAGUCUGGCUGCCAUUAUUCAUGGAGCUGCACAGCCUUGCAUGUUGCUGGUCUUUGGCCUCAUGAUUGACACCUUUAUAGAAUAUGAUAUUGAGAUGCAGGAGCUGCGGGACCCUAACAAGACCUGCACAAACAACACUAUUACAUGGACCAAUGGCUCUUUAGUGCCAGAUAAGGACAACAAGACCUUUAGCUGUGGUAUGCUGGAUAUAGAAUUAGAAAUGACAAAUUUUGCCAGUUACUAUGCGGGGAUAGGAUGUUCAGUCCUGAUUCUUGGCUACAUGCAAAUUUGUUUUUGGGUAACAGCUGCUGCCCGCCAGAUUCAAAGGAUAAGGAAACUUUACUUCCGGAAAGUAAUGAGGAUGGAGAUUGGCUGGUUUGACUGCACCUCAGUGGGGGAGUUAAAUACCAGAAUGUCAGAUGAUAUCAACAAAAUUAAUGACGCCAUUGCUGAUCAAGUGGGGAUAUUCAUCCAGAGAUUCACUACUUUUCUAAGCGGUUUCCUGUUAGGAUUUGUCAAUGGCUGGAAACUGACCUUGAUCAUCAUUGCAGUGAGUCCUCUCAUUGGAGUUGGAGCAGCGCUGAUGGCUCUGGCUGUUGCAAAACUGACUGGUCGAGAACUUCUAGCUUACGCCAAGGCUGGAGCAGUGGCUGAUGAGGUGCUCUCCGGUAUCAGAACUGUGGCAGCUUUUGGUGGGGAGACAAAAGAAGUAGACAGGUAUGACAGAAACCUUGUUUAUGCCCAGCGCUGGGGAAUAAGGAAAGGAAUCAUAAUGGGAUUCUUCACUGGAUACAUGUGGUUUAUCAUCUUCCUGUGUUAUGCCCUGGCAUUUUGGUACGGGUCAAAGUUAGUUCUGGAAGAAGAGGAAUAUUCUCCUGGGAACCUUUUACAGGUCUUUUUAGGUGUAUUAGUCGGAGCUUUGAACCUUGGCCAGGCAUCUCCAUGCCUUCAGGCAUUUGCAUCUGGACGUGGAGCUGCAACAAAUAUAUUUGAGACCAUUGAUAAUGAGCCAAAAAUUGACUGCAUGUCAGAAGAAGGUUAUAAGCUGGAUAAAGUAAAGGGAGAAAUUGAAUUCCAUAAUAUUUCUUUCCACUACCCAUCAAGACCUGAAGUAAAGAUUUUGGACAAGAUAAACAUGGUUAUUAAAUCUGGAGAGACAACGGCUUUUGUUGGACCAAGUGGAGCUGGAAAAAGUACCACAGUUCAACUCAUUCAGCGCUUCUAUGAUCCGGAUGUUGGCAUGGUGACGUUAGAUGGGCAUGAUAUUCGCUCUCUCAACAUUCAGUGGCUGCGCUCUUUGAUUGGAAUUGUGGAGCAGGAGCCGGUCCUGUUUGCAACCACAAUUGCGGAAAACAUUCGUUAUGGAAAGGAGAAUGCGACAAUGGAGGAGAUCAUCACAGCUGCAAAGGAGGCAAAUGCUUACAAUUUCAUCAUGGACCUACCACAGAAAUUUGACACGCUAGUUGGAGAAGGUGGAGGCCAAAUGAGUGGAGGACAGAAACAAAGGAUUGCCAUUGCCAGAGCUUUGGUCAGGAAUCCCAGAAUUCUCCUUCUAGAUAUGGCCACAUCUGCUCUGGAUAAUGAGAGUGAAGCCAUCGUCCAAGAGGCACUUGACAAGGUCCGAUUUGGUAGAACAACAAUAUCUAUUGCCCAUCGUCUGUCAACAAUCAAGAAUGCAGAUGUGAUAGUUGGAUUUGAACAUGGGAGAGCUGUAGAAAAAGGAACCCAUGAUGAGCUGUUAGAGCGAAAGGGAGUGUAUUUUACGUUGGUGACUCUGCAAAGCCAAGGAGAUAAAGCAUUGCAUAACAUGGAAAAGAAAGAUAAAUCUAAUAAAGAAUUUGAGGAACCAAAACUGGAGACGUUGCAGCCCUUGAAGAGAGGAAGCUAUCAGGCCAGCCUGCGGGCUUCUAUUCGGCAGCGUUCAAGGUCUCAGCUAUCUAAUCUAGUGCCAGAUACACCAUUACUGGUGGUUGGCGCUGAUGCAUCUGACCCCAUACAACAUUCAACUCAUUAUGAUGAUGAAAGCGACAAUAACAUGAUCAAAACAGAAGAAAUUGUGGAAGAUAUUGAGCCAGCACCAGUUGCACGGAUUUUAAAAUACAAUGCACCAGAAUGGCCGUAUAUGUUAUUUGGAUCAAUAGGCGCUGCAAUAAAUGGUGCCGUCAGUCCUUUGUAUGCUUUACUCUUUAGCCAGAUUCUUGGGAUAUUCUCUCUACCAGACGAGGAAGAACAGAGAGACCAGAUUAAUGGCAUCUGUGUGCUUUUUGUUUUGAUUGGUGUUGUAUCAUUCUUAACCCAGUUUUUGCAGGGUUAUACAUUUGCCAAGUCUGGGGAGCUGCUUACAAGGAGGCUGCGGAAGUUGGGCUUUAGAUCAAUGUUGGGUCAAGAAGUUGGAUGGUUUGAUGAUCCUAGAAACAGCCCCGGUGCCCUAACCACAAGACUUGCAACAGAUGCCUCACAAGUCCAGGGGGCAACUGGAUCCCAGAUUGGAAUGAUUGUGAACGCGAUCUCUAACAUCGGUGUUGCCCUUAUUAUUGCUUUCUACUUUAGCUGGAAGCUGACCCUGGUGAUCAUGUGCUUCCUGCCAUUCUUGGCCGUGUCUGGGGCUCUGCAAGCCAAGAUGCUCACCGGGUUUGCGAAUCAAGACAAGCAUGCUAUGGAAUCUGCUGGAAGGAUAUCAAGUGAAGCUCUAGGAAAUAUCAGAACAAUUGCAGGAAUAGCCAAGGAGAAGACCUUUGUGGAUAUGUAUGAGGAACAGCUGGAGGCUCCGUACAGAUCUGCAAUCAAGAAAGCCAACGUCUAUGGAUUAUGUUUCGGCUUUGCGCAGUGUAUUGUUUUCAUUGCUAACACUGUGUCAUACAGAUAUGGUGGAUAUUUGGUAGAUAAGGAAGGUCUUCACUACAGUUUUGUGUUCAGGGUGAUAUCCUCCAUUGUGACCAGUGGAACUGCUUUAGGAAGAGCUUCAUCCUAUACUCCAGAUUAUGCCAAAGCUAAAAUCUCGGCAGCCCGCUUCUUUAAACUGGUGGAUCGCAUUCCAAAAAUCAGUGUAUACACUGACCAUGGAGAAAGAUGGCCUGAUUUUAAAGGAAGCAUUGACUUUCAAGACUGCAAAUUCACCUACCCGACACGCCCAGAUAUCCAAGUUCUAAAUGGCCUAGAUGUUUCGGUAAAGCCGGGACAGACCCUUGCCUUUGUGGGCAGCAGUGGAUGUGGGAAAAGUACCAGCGUACAGCUUCUAGAGAGGUUUUAUGAUCCAGACAAGGGCAAAGUGCUCAUAGAUGGGCACAACAGCAAGAACGUCAAUGUUGCUUUCCUCCGCUCUAAAAUUGGCAUUGUAUCUCAGGAACCUGUGCUGUUUGACUGCAGCAUAAUUGAAAAUAUCAGAUAUGGAGAUAAUAAUCAAGAACUUUCUAAGGACAAGAUCAUUGAAGCUUCCAAGAAAGCCCAACUGCAUGACUUUGUCAUGGGGCUUCCAGAUAAAUAUGACACCAAUGUCGGGGCCCACGGGUCUCAGCUUUCUCGUGGACAGAAGCAGCGAAUCGCGAUUGCCCGAGCAAUUGUCAGAGACCCUAAAAUUCUGCUUCUUGAUGAAGCCACCUCAGCUCUAGAUACAGAAAGUGAAAAGACGGUCCAAGCCGCCCUUGACAGAGCCAGAGAAGGACGCACUUGCAUCGUCAUCGCCCAUCGCUUAUCAACAAUUCAGAAUUCAGACAUCAUCGCGGUCAUGUCUCGAGGAAUUGUCAUAGAGAAGGGAAACCAUGAAGAACUAAUGGAGAAGAAGGGAGCCUAUUACAAACUUGUUACAACCGGAGCGCCAAUCAGUUAACGGUCCAAUAGAGGCAGGAAAAGCUUUGCUGGAACGAGCCAGUGAAUUUCAAGUGUUUGCUCAAAGGGAUGAAACCCAGUGAAGGAGUGUAUGACAUCUGCUUUUAAAGAUCAUUUUCACACUUUCAUUCACUCCAUUAACUUCUACAUUUACCACUACAUUUUAGUUAAACUGCUAUUUUAAUCUCUAGUCAACAUUACAGGAAUAGAUAAUUAGCUGUUGUAUGAGGCAAAACUUCUGUAGUGUUUGGCAAGAGAUGUGGUUAAAUCUCGGGGAUGCUUUGCGCUCUGGUUACUGGCAGCAGUUGGUCAGUAGAUGUGCACUUAGCCCUAAACAUCUAUUAACAGUCCAGUGUUGCAAUUCAACUGGAAGGUUAAUUCCAUGAAUGUAGGGAAUGGCACUAUCCAAGGGCUGUAAAUAUUAAUGUGUAUUAUAUUUAUUACAUUCGAGGUGUGUACAUGCAGUUUGAAAGUUCAUUCUCUAAGUCAGGUUUCUGAAGGCAGAAAUGGAAAGAGACGACAUUAUAGAGAACCAAGUUGGGAGUUAUAUAUAAAGAAGCAAGUGUAGAUGUAGUGUAUGCACUUAUUUAAUGGGAUUUAACGCAAGGAAGAUUAAUUUAACAUUGGUAACUAAUCCAUAUGUAAUCUUGUUGGGUAUAAAUAAUAACACCCUUUCCUAUUACAUUUUACCAACAUACCAUAGUACUUUUACUCCAUGUCUUGUGCCAGUUCCCUAUAACCACUAAUGGGAAUGCAGUUUGGCAGAUUACUCUAGAUCAGGGGACCCCAACCUUUCUUACUCCUGAGCCACAGUCAGAUGUAAAAAGACUUGGAGAGCAACACAAGCACCAUAAAAGUUCAUGGAGGAGCCAAAUAAGGGCUGUGAUUGGCUAUUAGGCAGCCUCUAUGCAAACUAUCAGCUUACAGGGGCUUUAUUUGGUAGUAAAUCUUGUUUUUAUUCAACCAAAACUUUCCCCCAAGUCAGGAAUUCAAAAAUAACUCCCUGGUUUGGGGGCACUGAGAGCAACAUCCAAGGGGUUGGGGAGCAACAUGUUACUCACAAUCCACUGGUUGGGGAUCACUGCUCUAUAGGACAGCUUUCAGUGUUAUACUAGGAUAGCUCUGGCUACAUGUGUAUGUUAAACAAGAAUAAAGUAGUAGAGUAAAGUUUUCAUGCAACACAUUUUGUGUUUAGAAUAAGUUUGAAUGCAUUGUGGGCUUGAGUUGCCAUACAAUAACCCUCUGACAUCUGUGUGUGUUUGUCAUAUAUGUACGUAGGUAAAUGUACAUUGAUAUUUGUAAAUGUUCUUAAUCCUAUGCGUGCAGACACAACACAAAGAGUUUAUUUAACGGAAUAUUGCUAAUUCUGCCAAAUAGGUGAUCAUAUUAUGUAAAACUUAAUUAUUUGCAUCUCAAAAGAUUUAUUUUUUCUGUGAUUUUAUAUAAAAUAAAGGUCCUUAAUACAAUCGCUAACCUUA
Xenopus tropicalis (tropical clawed frog) is the source of this 5667-nucleotide messenger RNA. RefSeq names its product ATP binding cassette subfamily B member 11, gene 2 (gene abcb11.2). Gene Ontology annotation, cellular component: plasma membrane; apical plasma membrane; endosome membrane. The record is from RefSeq and is a predicted model, not a curated record. Gene Ontology annotation, biological process: transmembrane transport; canalicular bile acid transport. Gene Ontology annotation, molecular function: nucleotide binding; ATP hydrolysis activity; ATP binding. Bases 141 to 4190 code for a protein of 1349 amino acids. The transcript is spliced from 29 exons. NCBI's taxonomy places the organism in Eukaryota, Metazoa, Chordata, Amphibia, Anura, Pipidae.